Molecule: messenger RNA, 1292 nt
Organism: Hemibagrus wyckioides
Lineage: Eukaryota; Metazoa; Chordata; Actinopteri; Siluriformes; Bagridae
Product: large ribosomal subunit protein uL3m-like
Exons: 10
Coding region: 100-1146 (348 amino acids)
Biological process (GO): translation
Cellular component (GO): ribosome; mitochondrial large ribosomal subunit
Molecular function (GO): structural constituent of ribosome
Source: RefSeq, a predicted model, not a curated record
CUUGCCGUACUUGACAUUAGAGGAGAGACAGGAGAUUGGCGUGUUUGUGUUUGUAAUGUUUUUCUGGUUUAAUUGAAAGACACUGUGCUGAGAAUAAAGAUGGCAGUGUGGACUUGCAGACUGCUCAGACUAAGUGAUGCGCUGGUUUACAGAGCCACUGCGAUUCUUCCCCGCACCGGAGCAGGAACCUCACCGUUAGGCAGCAGUGUCCUUGUCCACUGUGUGAGGACGGCCAAGACGUCGACGUGGUGGGAUGAGCAUCUGACCGCAGAUAAUGUGGAGUUCCUGAAGAGGGAUGUGGCAGAGGACUACAGCAGGCUUACUGCGGCCAAACUCAACCCUCUGAAGGAUGAACCUUGGCCUCGGCACGAGUGGGAGGAACAGAGUCGGAGGGUUGGACUCGUGGCUGUGAAGCUGGGAAUGAUGCCCAUGUGGACCAAGUCAGGAGACCGACAUGUAGUGACCAUGCUGCAGGUGCAGGACUGUCACGUGAUCAAGCACAUGCCUAAAGACGAGUACGACGGCAGGUCUGCUGCUCUGGUUGUUGGUGCUAAAAACGUCUCUCCCUUUUAUAGGUCAGUGGAGUACCUGGAGAAGUUCCAGAAUGCUGGAGUUCCCCCCAAACAGAAACUGACCACGUUCCGUGUGACAGAAAACGCUGUCAUCAAGCCAGGCACUCCUCUGUAUGCUGCACACUUUCGCCCUGGACAGUACGUGGACAUCACAGCCAAAACAAUUGGAAAGGGUUUCCAGGGAGUGAUGAAGCGCUGGGGGUUCAAAGGUCAGCCAGCUACCCAUGGGCAGACCAAGACCCACAGGAGACCAGGCUCACUGGGGCCAGGAGGGGAUCCUGCCAAAGUUUUUAAAGGGAAGAAGAUGCCUGGCAGAAUGGGGAAUGUUUAUGACACAGCCUUUGGCCUGAAGGUUUGGAGGGUGAACACCAAAAAUAACAUCUUGUAUGUGAACGGCUCUGUUCCUGGUCACCGAAACUGCUUGGUGAAGGUACGAGACACGGUUCUUCCUCGACACCUAGAGAAGAACAAGAACCCUCCUUUCCCCACCUACUUUGCUGAUGGAGAUGAGGAGCUCCCUGAGGAUCUGUACACAGAGGACAUGUUUCAGUUUGGGGAACCUCUUCCUGAAUGAGGUCAUGAUCCCACACCUUCAUCCCUCAUUUCUGUUAUGACCCCUUUAUUCUGUGCUGCUGGAUUGAGAGAAUACACACUUUACAGAGAAACCAUGGACACUGGCUAUUGUUUGUAUUUCUAAACAUUAAAAUCCCUUUCAUACGA